This is a messenger RNA of Phragmites australis (common reed), 1062 nucleotides long. RefSeq lists its product as uncharacterized. The coding region runs from base 1 to 1062 and encodes 353 amino acids. The transcript is spliced from 2 exons. NCBI's taxonomy places the organism in Eukaryota, Viridiplantae, Streptophyta, Magnoliopsida, Poales, Poaceae. The record is from RefSeq and is a predicted model, not a curated record.
AUGGCUGGCGGCCGAACUGGAGAGUCUUCGGGAGCAGGUUCCGGGGCGGAAGCUGGGUCCAGCUCACAGCGGCCUGGGGGCCAGAGCCCGCCCCCGAAGAGGAGCAGGCUGGAGCCCAGGCCGCAGGCCCCCAAGUUCCGAAUCCCGCAGUCCCGAUGGCGGUACCGCGGGCCCAAAACCACGCCGCCCAAGGAUCCUGCAGGAGGCCGAACAUCCCUGGAGCAGCCGAGGCCUUCCCCUGCCCCUGAGCCGAGAGCCCCGGCUGGCUUUGAGUCGAGAGCCCCGACUGGCUCUAAGUCGAGAGCCUCGGCUGGCCCUACCCCGAGCCCUCUGACUGGGGAGGAGCAACCGGCUGCAGGGGAGGUUGUCGCGACAAGGGUGGCACUGGCGCGGCCGCCGUCGGGGUCCCCGAGCGCCUCCACUGAGAGGGCUCGCAAGGGACCCAGCCCUCGGCCAUCCCCUGGCCAGGCCCCGGAACCCCUCCCUGAGGUGCUGAGAAGCGCCCAGGAGGUCAUCAGGCGGCUCGAGGCGGCCGUUGCGGCGGAGUGGGCCGAGCUCGAGAAAGAGCGUGUCGCCCUAGUCGACGAAAGGGGACGGCUAGAGGAGGUCCGCAAGUUGCUGGAGACCCGCGUGGCCACGGCUCGCUCGACCUACAAAAGGUCCAUGCAGGAGCUGGCCGUGGAGCGGGAGGCACUGGAGGAGGCCCGCGACGAGGCCAUCGCCGCACAGGAGAAAGCUGACCACCUGGGGCGGCUCGCGGCGGAGCGCGACCAAGCGUCGAGGAAGCGCGCCAGUGAGCUGGCCGCUCGUGAGGAGCAACUUGCCCGACGCGAGCAGCAGGUUGCCACACGGGAGGGGGCGGUCGGCAAGCGGGAGGAAACCGUGCAGUCUGCACAGGCGAACCUCCACUGCCAAGCCGACGACCUUGAGCGUGGAUGCAUCGACCUUCUCCGCUGGGAGGAGCAGGUCGCACUGUGUGAGACGGAUGCUGAUCUAGCAGCGUCAACGCUCGCCACCCGGGAGGAGCAUGUCGCCAACCAGGAGGCCGACCUAACCACCUGA